AGAACAACAUUUUGAUAUGAUAAUAGUUGACAGUUGUUAUCAAUACAAACACAAGUUCAGUGAUAAGUUGUGAAGAUUGGUCAAAGUUAUUUUAAAUGAAAAAGUAUAUUUAUUAAAUACCUACAUAAGGGCCAGCUAGUGACGAUAAAGAUGUCGGACCCUACUAUACAGACAUUUUGCUGUCACCAUACCGGUAAUAAAGAAGACUUUGCAGUUAGAAUUAUGGAUGAAUUUAAUACAGACUCGUACAAUAUUGUAUGUUUGGUUUCGUCUUCAGUUGGGAUUUUAGGUUCUGUGUAUCAGAUUUUCCCAGACAUUAUAAAUCGAAUAAAGAGAGGAGUCGGAUCAACGCGGGGUCGGCGUAUUAUUAUUUGGUUAGCUGUUGCAGAUUUACUGGCAUCCUUUGGCGUUCUACUUCGUUCUGCCUUAUGGCUGAGGUAUAAGAAUAUUAUGCCUUUGCCAGAUGAUGAUGUCAGUGUUCUAUUUUGCAGCAUAGUCUCAGCUUGGACUCAAUACUUUUACACUGUUACUUGGUUUUGGACCUUGUUUUAUGCCAUAGACACUUGGCUCACAAUAAAGGGCAGAGAUUCUCAUACCUUGCUCUAUCACUCUAUAGCUUGGGGAGUACCUGCUGCAACUACUGGUGUUGGCUUGUCUAUUCUUUACAUUCCUAAUGCAAAAUGCCACAAUCUACCAAGUGUAACAAGUGCCUUAUACAAGAUAUUGCCUAAUUACUGUGCUACAUACUUACCUAUAGCCAUGGUUAUGAUAGUAAACCCAAUUAUGUAUGUAUUGUCAAGUAAAGAUGUUGAAAUGGCAGUAGCAGUCCCUCUUGCACAGUUCACAAGCAAAGAGAGACGUGUGGUGGACACACUGAGACUUAAGUUUUUCUUGAUCAAUGUCGUGUUCUACUUAUGUUGGCUACCCAACCUUAUAAAUGGGCUCCUGCUCUGGACAAUGUGGUUUAAUAUACCAGUGAAAGUUAUUAUAACUAUAUGGUACAUAAUGGCAUUAACAAACCCCAUGCAAGCUUUAUUAAAUGCACUUGUCUAUAGAAAAUGGAACACAAACAAAUGGAGACAAAUGCCUUCAUUCAGUAACGAAUCGCGAAAAGAAUUUCGCUUUUAUGAUGAACAGUCUCCUCUGUUAGGCUCUGAACCGCCGAGGUUACAGCUAUCACCAAUACCGCCGGGUAUUAACAAUUACGCUACUUUGUGAUGAUAUUAUUUCCAGUAUUGUUGAUAUUGUGUUAUUUAUACUUUUUUUACUAAUAUACUUUUGUAUAUCCUAUCGUGACUAAUUUAUUGUAUCGAAUUAUUCUGGGAUGUACAGCUAGGUAGCACAAAAACGUACACAUGGUUACAAUAUUAAAUGAAAUAGAUGAUUUAUUAGUUACAAGUACAUAUACAUAUAUUAUAUACAUUAUUGAUUUACAAAAUACAAUAACUAUCACAUAUCAUCAUGCUCAUUAUCAGGUGGGGCCAUGGUUAGAUCUGUUAUAUCUUUAACAAUCAUAUGUGCUAUCUGCCAUGCCAUUUCUUCUUCCACUUUAGAAGUAUUACUAGGAACAAACCGGCUCACCAUUUUCUUUAAAACUGAUUUAUCCUUUUUGUCUGGGUCAGGUUCAAAUUUAGAUUCGAAUCUGCCUAAACUAUUCACUCUUCCAAGAUUUAAACCAUCCGGUCUGUUUCGCUGCCACAAAGAAUCGGCAUUAUAUAGUUGAUUAGAGUCUAUAGUCAUGUCAGGUACAGAGAGAUUGCGUUUCUUCUUCCGGAAGACUGGGUCUCCCAUCGCAAGGAGAGUAUUUUGAGUACUAAUACUAAAUUCACUGCUGCAAUCAGAAUGUGAUUUAUGGUGAGAGGACCACAUGUUGUCGACUGAAUGAAUCAUCUCUGAGAGGUAUUUGAAAUACAACUCUGAUUCUAGGAAUGUUUUAACAUAAUGAGUCAAUGUUUUAAAUACAAUUUGGUAAGGAAAAUCAAAACACGUUGGAAGUGGACCCCCUUCACUGCAUAUAUCACUUUCAAUUCUUAGUCUAGUCUCAGUGGGAAAUCCAAUAGGAUGUGUAGCUUGGAGUGAAAAAUAUUUCUCAUAAAUAGAUAUAGCAUCUGCCUGAGCUUGGUCAGAGCUUGUUGUGCUACCAUUUAACAAAUUAUCUCGGAAGUGCAUGACAGCCAUUAAAAAUUCUAAUAAUACCCUGCAGGACUCUUGUUCUAAAAAUUCUGUGAAGUAAAACAAAAUUGUUUCAUUAUGUAAAAUGUCUUUCAGAUUUAGAGAGCCACUGGUCAAAAUGUCAAUUUGUGCUUUGAUGUAAAAUGGACUGUUAAUGAAAUCAUUGUAGUGUUCAUUUUCUAUUUGGCUAAUGAGAACUUCUUGCACUGGUUUAAAGCAGUUUUCUUGUAUUUGUCCCUCUGGUUGACAGAUAUUUGAGAUUACAGAUUUUCUAAAACUAUCUGGUACAUCCAAUUGGUAUGGAGCUUCUAAAGCAAUAUAUUUCUUAAAUAUUGCCACAGCUUCCUCGGUGUAGUCCCACUGGAGUUGUUUACUUUCACUGGAUGCCUUUGAGUUCUCAGAUUGUUCAUGUCCAGAUAAGUUACUACAUGAACUUGUUGAACAUUCAUUAAAGUGUGUAUUACUCUUACUUGUGAACACAUCAUUAUUUUCUCCCCAGUUGCAUUUUUGUGACUUAAUAUCCUUAUAUUGUUUGCAUUCAUGCUUGUAUGGAAGAUCUAAACUUUGUGUACGAUUAAUUUUUGAUAAAUUCCCACUUUCAGUGGCAUUGGUUGAGCUCAGUACAUGUUUCCGGAAUUCUUCUAUUUCCAACAAACAUUUAAUGAGUGCAGCUUUUCCUAUUGAUUCCAUAUAUUGUAUAAAAUAUUUAAGUGCCUUCUUUUCAUAUAUAAUAUCAUUUACACUUAGAGACAACUUAGAGCUCUUUUCAAACAUUUGUUUGGGAUCUGGAAUUAUCAAGUAUCACUUAACUAACAAUACGUUCCAACGUCGAUUAAUUUAUUUUAUUUACGUUUUGUACUUACCUUCAUUUUCUUCUAGUAGUAUUUGUGUAUUAAUUAAACUUUUAAUAUCUGGCGUACUAACGGAUUUUACUUCUGGUGGACGUACUGGACACCCGGUUUUACCUUUCGCUGCGCUUUUCCAGAACUUAAUCAUUUUCGUAUGAAUUCUUCGUUAUACGUGUCUAUUGGUGCUAUGUAAAACUGCAGAAGUAACCUACGUAAGCUCCUCAUAAGUGCGUUUUAUGAGCAUAAGCGUAAACAAUAAUAAGAAAAAUGAAAACAAUUUGUUUAUGUACGAGUACUGGAUUACGUUUACAUUACAAAUGUCAAGACAGUCAG
Molecule: messenger RNA, 3353 nt
Organism: Spodoptera exigua (beet armyworm)
Lineage: Eukaryota; Metazoa; Arthropoda; Insecta; Lepidoptera; Noctuidae
Source: the annotation of a GenBank genome assembly